Hydra vulgaris (swiftwater hydra) is the source of this 1133-nucleotide messenger RNA. RefSeq names its product 26S proteasome non-ATPase regulatory subunit 14. Gene Ontology annotation, biological process: protein deubiquitination; proteasome-mediated ubiquitin-dependent protein catabolic process. The record is from RefSeq and is a predicted model, not a curated record. NCBI's taxonomy places the organism in Eukaryota, Metazoa, Cnidaria, Hydrozoa, Anthoathecata, Hydridae. Gene Ontology annotation, cellular component: proteasome regulatory particle, lid subcomplex. Gene Ontology annotation, molecular function: metallopeptidase activity; protein binding; proteasome binding.
CCGCGCACCAUAACGAAACGACCUAAUAGGUAGUCCUCCGAUAGGUCCGUCGUCCGUUGACUAAGCAUAAUUUUAAAUCCUGUUUUGUUGUUUUAGUUUAUGAGGUUUUAUUGAAAAUUUGAUAGAAGUAAAGUUUUUAAAGAAAUUCAAUGGAUAGAAUUCUUAGACUAGGGUCAGGAGGUUUAGGUUCUAUGGGACAGAAUGGAAAUUCAGAUGCUGCAACCGUAGACACAGCUGAACAAGUUUAUAUAUCAUCUCUUGCCCUUUUAAAGAUGCUGAAGCAUGGACGAGCUGGUGUACCAAUGGAGGUCAUGGGGCUUAUGCUAGGUGAAUUUGUUGAUGAUUACACAGUUCGUGUCAUAGAUGUUUUUGCAAUGCCCCAAUCAGGAACUGGAGUGAGUGUUGAAGCUGUUGAUCCUGUUUUUCAAGCUAAGAUGUUAGAUAUGUUGAGACAAACAGGAAGACCAGAGAUGGUAGUUGGUUGGUACCACUCACAUCCAGGUUUUGGAUGUUGGUUAUCAGGAGUUGAUAUAAAUACACAACAGAGUUUUGAAGCUCUUUCUGAGAGGGCUGUUGCUGUUGUAGUGGAUCCUAUACAGAGUGUGAAAGGAAAGGUUGUCAUUGACGCAUUUCGUCUCAUUAACCCAAAUGUAAUGGUGCUUGGUCCUGAACCCAGACAAACAACAUCAAAUUUAGGCCAUUUACAAAAGCCAUCGAUACAGGCCUUGAUUCAUGGUUUAAACAGACAUUAUUACAGUAUUUCGAUUAAUUACAGGAAAAAUGAUCUUGAACAAAAGAUGCUCCUUAAUCUUCAUAAAAAAACAUGGAUGGAAGGGUUAAAGCUCAAGGACUAUCAUCAUCAUUGUCAAUCAAAUGAAGAAACUGUUAAAUUAAUGCUUGAUUUAACUAAAAGUUAUAACAAAUCAUUAGAAGAUGAAGAUACCAUGACGCCUGAGCAAUUGGCUAUUAAAAAUGUAGGAAAACAGGAUCCAAAGCGUCAUUUAGAGGAAAAUGUCGGGCAUGUAAUGUCUUCUAAUAUAUUGCAAAGUCUUGGCGCCAUGUUAGAUACUAUUAGUUUUUAGUUAGAAAUAUGUUAACUGUUUAUCUUAGAAUUAUAUUUAUACAAAACCUCA